Molecule: messenger RNA, 1390 nt
Organism: Dryobates pubescens (Downy woodpecker)
Lineage: Eukaryota; Metazoa; Chordata; Aves; Piciformes; Picidae
Product: protein FAM133-like
Exons: 6
Coding region: 58-540 (160 amino acids)
Source: RefSeq, a predicted model, not a curated record
GCCAAGUCUUUUGGAACCAAAUGAGGCUAUUGAGUGUAUUUUUGACUCUUACUAGAUAUGGAUAACAGAAAGGAUGAAAAGAACAGGACACACUGUGCAAGUUCACAAGAAGAGCUGAAAGUCCGAGGAAAAGAAAAGAGGAAACGAAAGCGCAGCAGAAGCAGGUCGUCAUCUGUUUCAUCCUCAUCAUCUUCUAGCACCACAUCUACUUCCUCCUCCUCCUCACGCUCGUCAUCAAGAUCACCUUCCUCAAGCAGCAGAGAUUCUCCUAAGUCUAAAUCAAAGAAGAAGAAUAAAGAAAAACACAGCAAAAAGAAAAGGAAAAAGGAGAACAAAAUGAAGAAGAAAGAAAAGAAGAAGAAAAAAGAGAAAACAGGACCUGUCCAGCUGUCCAAGUUCUUCAAAAACAAAAAGAAGAAUGAAAACUACAGUAUGAUAACUGGAAAGAAAAUUAAGAUGAGAAUAAAGAAGACUAAGAAGGAUAAAGAGAGAGACCGGAACCGCGCAGAGCUCCUGGAAUUCCUGAACUCUGCCUUGUGAUGGGAAGAGUGCUGACCCAAGGACUUGUAAAUAAACCAACCCAAUGAUCAUCAUGCCUAGCAAAACACUAAAGGGAAACUCAGGGAAAAGGACACCAAGUUUGACAAACCCAGACUCUUCUGCCGAGAAGACAAUCAGGAUGUCCUUAUCAAUUGCAAAACGAAGAGUAACUGAUAACUUGUUGUUAACGAAAACCCAUGUCCUCCUUUUGAGAUCCUAAGGUAACAGCCAGGCUAUGGUGUUCUGGAAGAGCCUAAGAGUAUGGUGUUGACAAUGAUCAGAAAUGACACACUGAAGUCCAGUCAUGCAAUUUCUGUCUGCCCUGCCUGCAGAACACACUCUGAAUUUCAAAUGUCUUACUGUUUCUAGUAGUUCAAGCAAAGUGUUUGUAAAUGUCUGUUUGAGAGAUGAGGCAUUUCUAUAUGGAUUUUUUUCCAGCAGUGGUUUUACUGGUCCUAAAGAGCAAGUUGACCUUUGUAAAUAGAACCUGCUUUUACAUAAAUGGGUUUUUGACAGUUCCUUCACUAAUAUAUUAUUUUUCUUUCAGAGUUUGAGGUAUGUUUGAGAUAGUUUUAUUGCUCUCGCUCACUGGAAAGUGUAAGAAUAAAAUACCCCGGAGCAGUGAUGGCAGCUGAGUGGUUUUUAUCCUAAAAUAGCAGCAGGAAAAGUCUUUGGUUUUGUUUGAACAGCUGACCCAGAUAAACACAGGCAGCUAACAGUUUAUCCCCCCUCCUAUGGACUUGUACUUCUUAGGCCUGAAAACUCUGGAGUUCUGACCUGUCUUUCUGAUCCCAUGAGCUGUGCAUCGAAUCUUCCGCUGUCUGAAGUGCAGCCAGAUGUGUAUUGCAUG